CUUAAAAAUGACAUCUUCUUCAUCAUCAUCACUCAAGCUCGAAAUGACAACACCGGGCGUGGCAGUAAUCACAGGUGCAUCAUCCGGCAUCGGUCGUGCAACGGCGAUCGCAUUGGCCGAAGCAGGUUGGACGUGUGUGUUAAGUGGAAGACGUGAAGACGAAUUAAAAGAAACUGCAAAAAUGAUUGAAAAGGCAACAGAAGCAGAAGGGAAAACAUUGAUCGUUUCAGGUGAUUUGACGCAACCGGGAGCGUCAGAAAAAGUGUUUGAAUCUGCAUUCAACACGUUUGGAAGGAUUGACCUUUUAUUCAAUAAUGCCGGUAUUGCUCAACCGAAUGGACCGAUUGAUGAAAUUGAUUUUGAGGCUUUUCAAAAGUUGUUGCAUAUCAACAUUAGCGUUCCGUUUGAAUGUACAAGCUUAGCGUUCAAGUAUAUGAAAAAGCAAAACCCACAAGGAGGUAGAAUCAUCAACAAUGGAUCUAUUUCAUCCAUGUCACCUCGUCCAAAUUCUGCACCUUAUACAUUGUCAAAACACGCAAUCACAGGAUUGACAAAAUCAACCGCUUUGGAUGGACGUCAAUAUCGUAUCGCAUGUACACAAAUUGAUAUCGGUAAUGCGAUCAGCUCAUUAAGUGCAUCGAUUGGAACAGGCCAUCCGCAAGCAGAUGGAUCGAUCAAAAAGGAAGAUAUGAUGGACGUUCGUUAUGCAGCACAAUCUGUUGUUUAUCUUGCAAGCUUACCGUUAGAAGUUAACGUUCUCAAUCAAACGAUCAUGGCGACUAAUAUGCCAUUCGUUGGUCGUGGCUGAAGAUGCCAUGCUUAUAUUUACCUUUGUAUAGUGAUGAAAUGACAUAAUCAAAAC
Meira miltonrushii is the source of this 862-nucleotide messenger RNA. Its product is annotated as short-chain dehydrogenase/reductase SDR. The transcript has a single exon. Lineage: Eukaryota; Fungi; Basidiomycota; Exobasidiomycetes; Exobasidiales; Brachybasidiaceae. Bases 8 to 808 code for a protein of 266 amino acids. The record is from RefSeq and is a predicted model, not a curated record.